CCUCUCUAUAAAUAUGACUUUUAGUCGACAAUAUCCUUAAAACCAACACGUGUUUGCCCUUUUUAGAAAAACAAAAAGACUCUAGAAAGACCCAUAUAGAGUAAAAAAUGUCAUCGGUGCCUGUGAAGGGGGCCACAAGAGGCGGCGAUGGUGGUAGAAACAGGUGGUGUCCAACUCCAGAGCAGGUGAUGUUGUUAGAAAGAAUGUACAGAGGCGGUCUGAAAACUCCAUCGGCAACUCAGAUACAGCAAAUCACAGAAAGACUAUCAAUUUACGGCAAAAUUCAAGGCAAAAAUGUCUUCUACUGGUUUCAAAAUCACAAAGCUCGUGACCGACAAAAGCUUCGAAAGAAACUCAUGACGUUGUACCAACAGCAUCGCCUCUACCCUUCUCAUGAUCAACCCUCUCUUCCUUUUCAUCAGGUUAGUGGAGUUGAAGAGGAAUCAAGCUGUAUAACGUUAGUCAACAACUGGACGAGGGAUCUCCCAUCUUCUCAAACCUGCAACCUCAUGUGCGAUUGCCCACUGGUGACUAUGAUGAUGAUGGAUCGUCAUGGUACCACUCCAUGUUGCACAAGAGUACCACCCAAAACCCUACAACUCUUCCCGGUCACCACCACCACGAGUACUCUUGAUGUCAAAGAAGAUGAUCAGUUCAGCAAUCCGUAGUCCAAUUUUGACUUAUGUUAUCUUUGUUUUAAGUGUUAAUUAAAAGCUUUGGUGGUCUGAAAGAUUAAAAGUAGUUAGGGUAUCGAUGCUAGGGUUAGGUUUAAUUAGGGCUAGGGUUUAAGAAUAAGUUGUGGGUUUCUGUUAUGUCGCCAGUCCGUUGCAUGGCAGGGCAUGCAUACUGGUAAUAUCAAUAAAGAACGAUGAAAUAUCUAAAAUGCCUAAUAAGCUACCAUUCAGUAUGUGAUUCUUGAUGAAAAUUGAAGUGCCUUUUCGCAAUCUUGGAGUAAGCAUGCACUGCGAUCGGAAAACCAUCUAUCUUUCUUUUGGUGGUUUUACGUCUGUUGUGUGUGUG
Lactuca saligna is the source of this 1020-nucleotide messenger RNA. The record is from the annotation of a GenBank genome assembly. NCBI's taxonomy places the organism in Eukaryota, Viridiplantae, Streptophyta, Magnoliopsida, Asterales, Asteraceae.